Etheostoma spectabile (orangethroat darter) is the source of this 5031-nucleotide messenger RNA. It is a transcript of the gene jph3a, whose product is annotated as junctophilin 3a. Gene Ontology annotation, biological process: regulation of synaptic plasticity. The record is from RefSeq and is a predicted model, not a curated record. NCBI's taxonomy places the organism in Eukaryota, Metazoa, Chordata, Actinopteri, Perciformes, Percidae. The coding region runs from base 40 to 2580 and encodes 846 amino acids. The transcript is spliced from 6 exons. Gene Ontology annotation, cellular component: junctional membrane complex; endoplasmic reticulum membrane; plasma membrane.
CUUGACAUUCUAAGGAUUUGUACUAAACCUGUUUCAUGCAUGUCCACUGGAGGCAGGUUUGACUUUGAUGACGGGGGGUCGUACUGCGGGGGGUGGGAGCAGGGUAAGGCCCAUGGACGAGGGGUCUGCACGGGGCCCCAGGGUCAGGGCGAGUAUGCGGGCGCCUGGAGCCACGGCUUCGAGGUCCUGGGCGUGUACACGUGGCCCAGCGGGAACAACUACCAGGGCACCUGGGCACAGGGGAAGCGGCACGGCAUCGGAGUGGAGAGCAAGGGCCGCUGGGAGUACAGAGGGGAGUGGACGCAGGGGUUCAAAGGUCGCUACGGGCAGCUGGAGAGUACAGCGAGCGGGGCCCGGUACGAGGGGACGUGGAGCAACGGGCUGCAGGAUGGAUACGGCACGGAAACCUACUCCGAUGGAGGAACCUACCAAGGCCAGUGGCUGGCCGGAAUGCGUCAUGGCUAUGGCGUGCGGCAGAGUGUGCCGUACGGCAUGGCGGCAGUCAUCCUCUUUCCUCUGCGAACAUCCAUAAACUCCCUCCGCUCCGAGCACAGCCACGGCCCUCCGGCUGUGCUGGAGGACGGCUCCGUCACCACGCCCACGGACGGAGUGGUGGCCGGGCUGGCCGGGAGCCCUGUGGGGCGGGGUGGCUUCGCUCUAACGGCUCCCAGUGAAGCUGAGCGCCAGAGGAAGAGGAAAGGCCGCUUCCGGCAGUCCAUUUUGAGCGGCCUGAAGCUGCGGCGCUCCGAGUCCAAAAGCUCGCUGGCCAGUCAGCUCAGCAAGCAGAGCUCCUUCUGCAGCGAGGCCGGCAUGAGCACCGUCAGCUCUGCUGCGUCUGACAUCCACUCCAAUGCCAGCGAGAGUGAGCAGGGCGCCCCUGUGGACGCCACCGUCACUGAAAUGUACGCUGGCGAGUGGCGGAGCGACCAGAGGGCCGGCUGGGGUGUGAGCCGGCGCUCGGACGGCCUGCAUUAUGAAGGGGAAUGGGUGGGGAACAAGAGGCACGGGUAUGGAUGCACCACCUUCCCCGACGGCACCAAGGAGGAGGGGAAGUACAAGCAGAACACGUUGGUGAGCGGAAAACGCAAGAACCUGAUCCCACUGAGGGCCAGUAAGAUCAGAGAGAAGGUGGACCGGGCCGUGGAAGCUGCGGAGAAGGCUGCAGACAUCUCCAAGCAGAAAGCAGAGAUCGCCAUGUCCAGGAUGAGCCACGCUCGUGGGAAGGCGGAGGCCGCUGAAGGCGUGGCGCAGAAGGCCAUGGAGGAGUGUCGUCUGGCCCGGAUCGCUGCAAAAGAGCUCUCUCCCUCCUUUCACAUCUACGGCAACGGGCUCGAAUGUCAGAGGCCCAAGCACCAGGACGCCAAGGACAAAGACCACGAGGUGAUCUCGACAGGAACAGACAGUCCGGAGCUGUGCACACCGGACACCACGCCGCCUGUGAUAACACCUGAUCUCAGCCCCGUGCUGAGCGUUCCCACCUCGACCCCCCACAGCCCGCCCAAACACGGCCAUCGCCCCAGAAAUGCUUGCUUCAUGCGCCAGAGUGCCGUGGACGAUCAGGGCGGGGCUGAGAUCCAGGUGCUGGUGGAGGGGCGGGGCAUGGAUCUGCCGAGGGGAGGGGCUAACAAUUGGACUGAAGACAUGUAUCCAGAGCGCGGAGGCAGCAGCCGCUCGACCACACCCUCCCUUCUGGAGGAGCAGGAGGGCCAAGUGAACGGACACGAGCAAGCCCCUUUGUCCAACCACAAACCGCGGGAGAAAUCUUCGUCCAAUCACAAGUACCGGGAGCACACAUCCUCCUACAGAGCGUGGGAGCACUCCUCGUCCAACCAAAAGCCCUCCAAGCAGGCCUCUUCCAAUCACAAGUCAAGGGAGUACUCAUCCUCCAAUCACAAGACAUGGGAUCAUUCUUCCACCAAUCACAAGGCCUGCGAGCACGCCUCUUCCAACUACAAGCCGCAGGUGCACAUUUUAUCCAAUCACAAGGCCUUGGAACAUAACAUGUCCAAUCACAAGACUUCUGAGCAUGCUUCUUCCAAUCACAAGUCCCAAGAUUAUAUCCCCUCCAAUCACAAUUCAAAGGACCACGUCUCUUCUAGUUGCAACCCUCGAGAGCAUGUCUACUCCAACCACCAUCCAAAGCAGCACAACCCCUCCAACCACAAGCUAAACGAGCAUACUGUAAUCGACCAAAGGCUAGACGCAGUCACCGGCGGGGGCUGGACAGCUGAAAGCACCCUUAGGUGGAGCCCUGCCCACUCGCGCCUCACAGAGCAGGACGAGGAGAGGAUGAAUGACUAUAACCGGCUGCGAUCCCGAGGCCUUCGGCCGGUCAGAGAGGGGUCCAUGGACUCUGUACAGAUGCUGGACAACCUGAAUGUGGGGGCAGAGCUGGAGGAGUGGCCGCUGCACAGGGACCUCACCCUCUCCCCACCCCUCAAGUCUCAGCCCAUCACUCUGGAGCAGGAAGGAGAGCAUCUCAUCCUCAAAUCAAACUCAGGCUCCAGCUCUAUCCUGGUGGUUAUGGUCAUUUUACUCAAUAUUGGAGUAGCCAUUCUUUUCAUUCACUUCUUUAUUUAAGCUUAUACAGGUAUGAUCUACUAAGACUUAUUGAUAACUACGGUAUAUUAUAUUAUUACUUACUGAGACGGACAUUCUGCCAACUCGACUGGAGCCCGCAGCUCGAGUGACGCCCACAGCAGAGCCUUUCUAUUGUUGCUUCUGGUCUUUUCACCUCUGUUGAAGCCCGUUUCAGUUUUCUCUGAAAGCACCGUUUCCUUUACAAAUGCUUAUUUUGAGCUUGCAAACCAUAGAAAAGAAAGUAAGAAAGUAAAAAAAAGUUUAAAAAAAAAAAAAAAAAAGACAAGAAAAGUGCAGCUUUAAACUAGCGUGGUGUAUUGGGACACACGUGCAUGGGUGUCCAUCGGUUAAUGUUCAAUGGACUGGAGAUGGCACAGGCAGUUCUGCCCAUUUUUCCAUCACUUAAGACAAGAAUAUAGCAACCUUUGUUCCCUGGUUAUUGUGAGAAACAUGCAAACCAAGGUCAUGACACACACUCCGUCCUAAAACCCCACAGACAAUUACCCUUUUUGCCUUUUAACCCUUUCUCCCUGUUGCCCCGCCAUCCACCAAUCUCUAUAACCCACCUAUUCGCACUAUGCGCUACAUACAGAACUAUGCUGCAACAGUAGAUCCAUUUUAAAGGGCUUCGUCAUUAUUCUUUUCUUUUUUUUUCCACUACGAACUACACACACAACCAUUGCAUGAGGCUGUGUGGGGGUUUUAAAAAGUGCAUUUUAUAUCCCUUUAACAUCACCGUCCUGUCCCCAUUUGUAUGCUCUCCAUCCCCUGGUUGUCACUUCCAGAGAUUUUUUUUGGAAAGAAAUCAGCCGCCACGCCAGCUCACGUGUCCAAUCGAAAUCACAGAAUCUGACCGAAACAGAUUCAUCAGCGACCAACAACACACUCCAAGACCCAUGAGUCUAAAACGCCUCGAGGAACUUCCUGAAUUUAUUAAGUGAAACACAUUUGCACGCAAAAAAAAACCCAACACAUACACAUUUAACUGCUGACAUACUGGGGAGGGGUCGGCCUCUCCCCUUUGUUCAGCCUUGAGACUGUUAAGUUAUAACCACUAAUUCUACUAUAUAUGUGUAUGUGUCAUUAUUAUUCAAGUUUGUUACUUUUUUGCAAUUUGCAAGACAGAGAGAAUGCUGAGUGCCUCGUAUUUAUUCAUUUUCCGUCUCAAAUUUAUUUUUUAAAAAAAAUAACCCGACCAGAGAUAAUAAAACACCCAGGCUAAGAGGAGACAAAACCUUCAAAUUAGAAGGUGACCCCCCCCCCAUUCUACCCUCCCUCCCCACCCCCGACAAACCCACACACAACCACCACACACACACACACACACAACCACCACACACACACACACACACACACACACACACACACACCCCACAACACCACACACACACCACCCACACAACACACACACAAGCAUAAACAAGCAAAACCAAAAUAGCACACGGAUGUGAAGUGUAGUGUUUUGUCCAAGAUAUUAAAAAUAUUCACAUUUAAGAAGCUGGAAUCAGAUAAUUUGUCAACCGAAGUAUUGAUUAUCAAAAUAGUUGCAGUUAUUUAAUAGCUGACAACUAAUCAAUUAAUCUUUGCAGCUAAUGAACAUAAUGGUGGUUUAGGGGUCCUCCCUUGAGAAAAAAAGCACCAUUUCACAGAUUGGGAACAUUAUUAUCAUCAUAUCCGUGGUUAAAAAUAUUGGAAAAACUCAAAAAGACCUAAAGACAAAAAUGAAAGUGCAUCAUUAGUCUGAAAAAAGUCCUUUAGUCAGUUUUGAUGCUGUUGCAUUGAUUUUACAAAUCAAUGGGUAUGGGUGACACAAACAACACCUCCACACAAAAACACACACACACACACACACACACACACACACACACACACACACACACACCACACACACACACACACACACACACCCCACACACACACACACACCACACACACACACACACACACACACACACACACACACACACACACCCUCCCUCCCUUUCACCCUGAAAUGGCAUGCACUGUUUUGUCUCUCUCCCAGUCGUCCCCCUUUGGGACCAGUCUCAAAAAGGGAAAAACGGGGUUUCUACGGUGUCAUGUCCAGACACGUUUUGGGCUGGAUGAGAUUUUCUUCAGCAUGUUUGUUCAGCCUGCUCAAUCUGGUGUCAGUAUGUGAGUUUCUCCCUCUCGUCUCUCUUUAUUCCAGCAACACGAGGCUACGUGAGACCUGGAGAGCAGUGUAAAAUAAAACGCUAGCUUUUAAACUCUCAGCGGAUUACCGAAACGUCCCCGAGUUUAUGAAUGAUAUUAAAAAGAAACUCUCUGCUACUGUAUGUUUUAUACUUCGCACCCAGUGGCAUCAUCAUGUUGUGACAUCAUUGCAUGCCCGAGCAUGCUCUUUCUUACUCUUUGGUUUAUGAGGUUGUUUCGAAGUCAAUGUGGAGAUAAUAAUGAAAUGUUUGAAAUGAA